Messenger RNA from Diplodia corticola, 459 nucleotides. Its product is annotated as beta and gamma crystallin. The transcript has a single exon. Lineage: Eukaryota; Fungi; Ascomycota; Dothideomycetes; Botryosphaeriales; Botryosphaeriaceae. The coding region runs from base 1 to 459 and encodes 152 amino acids. The record is from RefSeq and is a predicted model, not a curated record.
AUGCACUUCACAACCCUCACAACCCUCGCCACCAUCCUCCUCGCCGCAACCACCAGCACCGCCCUCCCUUCCUCCACCGGCGGCGCCAUCCCCACCGACAUCGAAACCACCACGCUCAACACCACCACCGACCCCUUCACCGACCCGCCCGCACACCCCCUCACCAAGCGCCAAUACGCCUACAAAAAGGUCCGCUACUGCGAGCACGCCAACGGCGGCGGGCGGUGCGUCGAGCAGGCGUUCCGGCACGGGCUGUGCUACAACCUGGACGCGUGGUGGAACGACCGCGUGUCGUCCGUGUACGUGGUCGAGCGCAACUGGCGGUGCCGGCUGCACCUCGACCGCGACUGCCGCGGCGGCAGCCGCGACGUCGGGCCCAACUGGUCCGUCGCGGACCUGCGCACCAUCGGCUGGAACGACCGGAUGAGCAGUAUUGAUUGCUUUGGGCAGCAGUUUUGA